This is a messenger RNA of Aspergillus versicolor CBS 583.65, 3507 nucleotides long. RefSeq lists its product as uncharacterized. Bases 1 to 3507 code for a protein of 1168 amino acids. NCBI's taxonomy places the organism in Eukaryota, Fungi, Ascomycota, Eurotiomycetes, Eurotiales, Aspergillaceae. Gene Ontology annotation, biological process: mRNA stabilization; mitochondrial proton-transporting ATP synthase complex assembly; mitochondrial gene expression. The record is from RefSeq and is a predicted model, not a curated record. The transcript is spliced from 4 exons. Gene Ontology annotation, cellular component: mitochondrion.
AUGAAUAGGACAUUGCUGAGGGCCCCGCGGCGCUUUCCGGAAGUAGCUCGUGUCGCGCCCUCUGUGUACUCUACUGUUCCUCGCUAUACAUUCCUCUCAUACGGCCGAGUGCGGAGUUUGACCUCAUCUUCUCACAUCUCAGCAGAACACCCAACUCCGAGCUCUCCCUCGCCCAGCGGCGUACCAGCUGAAGAGAAGGACACGGUUAAAUUACAGCCGACUUCUCAACCGACGCAACACAUUCCUUGGUAUCUCCAAGAGGAGAGUUCGGUUCCUGCAGCCGCCGAAGUAACUUCCAGAGAUCAGCUUCCCGAGCUUCCGGAGAACCCGCCAAAAAUACUGCCAGAGCUCCUAGAAUAUGUUUUUAAAGAUCUUGGUCUAGAUGGACUCAAAUUGAUUGACUUACGGGGGUUGGAAACACCCGCCGCCUUGGGUGCCAAUGUCAUCAUGAUCAUCGGGACCGCGCGCAGUGUCAAACAUCUGAAUGUCUCUGCGGACCGUCUCUGCCGCUGGCUGCGGAGCACUCAUAAGCUGUCACCCUAUGCGGAUGGAUUGCUGGGAAGGAACGAGUUAAAAAUCAAGCUUCGACGCAAGACUCGGCGCGCUAGAAUUGCUAGCCGGACAGGUGCCAUGGUUGAUGAUAAAGAUGAUGGGAUUACCACGGGCUGGAUUUGUGUCAACGCAGGCGUUGUAGAAAAAGCCCCCGCAAAAGAGGAGACGGACGGCGAAUUUGAGGGUUUUGGGCCUCGAGUGGGAGGAACACGAGUGGUUGUCCAGUUGUUCACCGAGGAGAAGAGAGCGGAAUUGGAUCUGGAAACUCUCUGGGAGGGACGGAUAAUGCGCGCCCAACUGGAGAAAGAGAAGAAUUCUGAUAUCGCCAUGGACGCAUCCGAGGAGGUUCGUUCUAUAAACUCGAUAAAGCGGUCACCAUCUGACUAUAAACCAUCGCAUAUUCCCAGGUCAACCGUGAGCCUUCCAUUUGAACAGAAAAGGAAUUUUAGUAGUACGAUGCGCAUCAACGGUCCGUCACCUGUGCAUUUUGCUGCAGGUAAGGAACGACAGGUCAGGCGUCAGGGCGAGCGACGCAAUUCUGGGUCACUGGCUGGGUUAUCAGAGUCUCUUUCGUCUUUGUCUGUUGAGGAAAUGAAGGUUAAACUGGGAGAUGACCCUCGUGAUCGCAAAUCUACUGCGUUUUUACGGGACUUUUACAAAGAAGUGUCUAGCUCUUCAUUGGACAUUGCAGCCGUGGCUGAGCUCGAGCUUAUGUGCUCCGCCGUUUCUCAAGGAUAUACUGGGUACAGCAGAGAAAGCAUAUACCGAGAAUUCAUGGGUUGUUGUAUGUCUGCAGGUAACAUAUCUGGGCAAAUCUUGGCCGUGGUUCUCGAUGUUUUGCUUGCACCACGAACAGGUGACGAUCCGCUAGUUGGGGGAGAAUGGUUCACGGACUCGGACAAAGAAAUGGCUCUUUCCGCUCUAGAUCAAUUUAUUUUGAGAGGAGAAGAUUUCAUGAAUUUGCAGGUUUUCGCCCGGCUAUACUAUCUGGCCUCUCUUCCCCCUGGCCCUGGGGAAUAUGGCGAGACCAGUCCGGCAGACAGAGGAGCUCAUGUACUGCGUAUGAUCGACACACUCAACAUCCCCUUCGACCCCGUGGCGGCUCGAACGCUCAUGUUCUCCAUAUUACGGAACCGUGACUUCCAGGCCUUUUGGAUAUGGUGGCGAAAGCUACCUUUAAAGGGGAGCGCUCGCACAUACGAAGACUAUACAACUCUUUUCCGAAUUCAUGCCGAGCUAAAUGAUAGGAUUUCUGCGCGUGAAUGCCUCCUCAACGUCACGCCCAUGAUGGGCCGAGAGAACCCGCCAAUUGCAUUAGAAGGUGACCUGGUUACACACAUCCACGAUUGUUUGUUCAUUGCAUAUCCUAAGCUUGGAUCGCAAAUCGAGGAGGGUGGCGAUGCUCAGUUUGAGAAGCUGUUGAAGAAAUGCCAGGAUAAGCUAAGGGUUCCUGCUCUCCUUGUAUUGCAGAGCAGACGAGGUAUCUCCGCCGGAAUUAUGGAGUACCUACCAAGUCUCCAGCAGGAGUUCGAUGACUUCAAACCGUCGCUCUUUGAACUACUCGCGGAACAGCAGCUGUCGGACCUCCUUCCUCCAUCGUUACGAUAUAUUCUUGCAGUUGCUACACAUCGGCACCCACGAUAUCUGCUCCGAGUGCUAAACUCCUAUGAUGAGGUCUAUGCAUUGCUCUCCCUUAUUGUCGAGCGAUACUACUUGCGCAACUUCGGCGGCUCAUUCACAGAGAACUUUUACUCGCUCAAACGCGAGCGUGUUCUGCUGACCAAAAAUGGCGAGAUUCCCCGAACUCAAUUGGGAGCCCCUGGCCCCGUUCGCGACAGUCUGAAGUUGCGCACUACGGACGUGUGGAAGAACUUAUUCGUUAUGAUCGGCAUUCCUUACCUCAAGCGCAAGUUGGACGAAGGGUACGAUAUCCACGCAGCUCCCCAGGCUUCCCUUAUCAUGAGCGGUGGUCCACGGUACAACCCCAGCGACGAUUUACCCCCGAACCCUACCAUUCGGCAGCGCCUCAUGCACACUUAUAAAUGGUUUCUCCGCAACGUUUAUCCCUCCGUCAAUGCGGCCUAUUACUUCUCUAUUCUCGCCUUCAACCUCGCCUAUCUUUUCGAUAACACCAAAUACUCUUCUCCCUUCCUUUGGCUCAUUGGGACACGGAUCCGCCGUUUAAGCUCCGCGGACCACCAUGCAAUCGCCAAAAUCUUGGAAGGCAGCCCGCAAAGCCCGCGCGGUGCACGAACACGCCCAGGAUCUGGUCUCUUAGGUGCCCUCAGCCCGCAAAACAUCUACCCCCAACUCCUGAGCUCCCUUCGAUACUUCCUUCCUGCCUCUAUCUUCGCUCUCAAGUUCCUUGAAUGGUGGCAUGCCAGCGACUUCUCACGUCAACUGGCCCGCAAAGCCACCGACACUCUCGACAUCCCAGCCCCCAUAACAAAGGGGAUGAUUCCGCCGUCCGAACGGAAGCAGAAGUCCUCAGAAAAACAAGCUCCUGAUACUGGUGUAUCGUCCCCUAAAUCAGCCCUUAAAACCUCCUCACCCCGCAAGCGCAUUCAGCCCCCUAUCUCCACCACUUCAUACCUACCGAUAUUCACUGUAUCCCUCCCACCUGCAGACUCCGACGUCGCUUCCUCGUGCCCUGUCUGUCUCAACCAGCUCGCCAACCCCACUGCAUGCCAGACCGGCUACGUGUACUGUUACGUAUGCAUCUUCCACUGGUUGAACGGCGAGCAUCAGCGUCAAAUUGAUUUCAUGAACGGGGAUGGCGCCGGCGCUCCAUGGGAGGAUGAUCUUGACCAAGGCGAAGAUGUGGAUGGCCCGGAACAAACCACGCAUGUUGGACAAAGUAGGGAAGGGAAAUGGGAGAGCGGGAAAGGCCGAUGCCCGGUUACGGGAAGAAGAGUGUUGGGUGGGACGGAAGGGUUGAGAAGGGUUCUUAUCUGA